AAUGAUUUUCCAUCUAUAUAACAAUAGAGUAGUUGGUUGUUCAUACAUCACAUAGCAAAACUAAAUUCCACGGUGAAAUUAUUCCGUUCAUCGACAAUUAUUCAGGGAAACUUAAGAGAGAAAUCUAGCAAUGGACAUGGAUGGAAUAGAGCAUAAGAUGGUAGUUGUAAACGGCAUAAACAUGCACAUAGCAGAGAAAGGAGAAGGGCCAGUUAUUUUGUUUCUUCAUGGUUUUCCUGAGCUUUGGUACGCAUGGAAGAAACAGAUUAUUGGCUUAGCUUCGAGCGGAUACAGAGCUGUGGCUCCUGACCUUCGCGGAUAUGGAGACACAGAUGCACCAUCAUCUUUCACCAAGUACACAACUCUUCACAUUGUUGGUGAUCUCAUUGCUCUAAUUGAUUCACUUGGCCUAGACCAGGUGUUUGUCGUUGGACAUGACUGGGGUGCAAGUAUUGCCUGGGCACUUUGUUUGUAUCGUCCUGAUCGAGUGAAGGCAUUGGUUAACAUGAGUAUCGCAUUUACUCCUCGAAACCCUUCAGCGAAACCCACUGAUAGACUGCGAGCUGCCUUUGGCAACGAAUACUACAUGAUCCGCUUCCAGGAACCUGGAGUGAUGGAAGCUGACUUUGUUACGGUUGGUGCUGAAAAUGUUGUUAAAAAACUUCUAACUAGUACGAGUCCAAUGAUACCUACAGAUAUAGGGUUAUGGGGUCCACCCAACACUGAAAUAACCUUGCCCCCAUGGUUAUCUCAAGAAGAUGUUGAUUACUAUGCAACAAAAUUCGGAGAGAAAGGCUUCACUGGAGGACUAAACUACUAUCGUUCUCUUGACCUGAACUGGGAAUUGACUGCAGCCUGGACAGGAGCCAAAGUACAAGUACCUGUUAAGUUCAUCGUCGGGGAAAAUGAUUUGAGUUAUAAUAACGCACCUACAAAAGCGUAUAUACACGGAGGUGGCUUGAAGAAAGAUGUUCCACUCCUUGAAGAAGUAGUUGUAAUGAAAGGAGUUGGACAUUUCAUUAACUUGGAAAAACCAGAUGAAAUUAACAAACAUAUUUCUGAUUUUUUUGGCAAGUUUUGAUUGUUUGGUUCUCCCUAAACAAAGCUCGAAUUUGAUUGUGACUUGUGAAUGUGUGAUAUAAACAUUUUGUUGUGUUAAAACAAAGAGUUUGUUUUGGAACUAUAUUUGUAUGCUACGAGGGCACAAAUAAUCUUGUUUGCUGCUUA
Messenger RNA from Papaver somniferum (opium poppy), 1227 nucleotides. Its product is annotated as epoxide hydrolase A-like. Bases 131 to 1081 code for a protein of 316 amino acids. The record is from RefSeq and is a predicted model, not a curated record. The transcript has 4 exons. Gene Ontology annotation, molecular function: hydrolase activity. Lineage: Eukaryota; Viridiplantae; Streptophyta; Magnoliopsida; Ranunculales; Papaveraceae.